AUCGAUAGAGUUCUGUAUAAAGGAGUCAAAGGGGCGAUCAAUAUCAUGAAGACAGCGCUUCCAGUGGAGCCACAAAUCGGUCGAAUUGAUCCGAAUUUCGGCGAACGAAUGGUCGCCGAAAACGAAAGGAUAACCAUUUCGUCGAUCGGCACAGAAGUCGAGACCAAUCACUGCAUGCAAUUGGAGCGGAAGCUCAACAUUUGGGGCGAGUGUUGGCCCACAGAUGAGACACUUAUGGACUCAUUUGACUCGAGACGAGACGUGACGGUUGGCCACGAGUUAUGCGAAGAGAGCGCAUCCAGUAUUAGCUCACGUCUGGGUCCGCGAUCUCGAGGCGACGGCUGCGAAGACCCGACCAAUGAAUCUCAAGAAGUCUGUAAUGAGAUGACGGAGAAUAUCACCGAAAUGGUGAACCAGAACUCGGAACUCACGACAACUACUUCUAGUCAUGCCAUCAAUUGUCUCAUACUUUUGUUGUCAAACAAAUCGGAUCCGAUUCGACGUCUGAUUCCUACAGAUCUCUUGGAAUUCAUAUUUGGCUCAAUUCUCCAAAAAUAUAUUAACCAUUUAUUGGCAGUAUUUGUGACGAAAGACGCGGUUGUGAAGCACAUCCAUUCCCUGCACUCAUCCAUUUGGCCACCGGUUCCAAGCGGUGACUCCUUUGACGUACAAAACGAAGUACAAACCGAACCGAACGUACAAAACGACACUUAUUUGGACCAAACCGUCCGUAUUCUGGAUUCGCACGUGAAAUACACGUUGAAUUCAAUGAACGCCUACUUGUCGUACAUUUCGGACAAACUAUCGAUCGAUCGGUUUUUGUCGAACUCUUUAUCGAAACUAACGAAUCGAAACUCGAAUAAACUAUUUGUUUACCGAUUCUUAGAACUGCUUCUCAAUGAAAUACAAGUCAAAUGA
Molecule: messenger RNA, 918 nt
Organism: Oppiella nova
Lineage: Eukaryota; Metazoa; Arthropoda; Arachnida; Sarcoptiformes; Oppiidae
Source: the annotation of a GenBank genome assembly